Aspergillus ibericus CBS 121593 is the source of this 1954-nucleotide messenger RNA. Its product is annotated as HMG-box domain-containing protein. The coding region runs from base 1 to 1497 and encodes 498 amino acids. Gene Ontology annotation, biological process: regulation of transcription by RNA polymerase II. The transcript is spliced from 3 exons. Gene Ontology annotation, molecular function: RNA polymerase II cis-regulatory region sequence-specific DNA binding; DNA-binding transcription factor activity, RNA polymerase II-specific. NCBI's taxonomy places the organism in Eukaryota, Fungi, Ascomycota, Eurotiomycetes, Eurotiales, Aspergillaceae. Gene Ontology annotation, cellular component: nucleus. The record is from RefSeq and is a predicted model, not a curated record.
AUGACCACCGCUGCGACGGCGAGGUUCAUUCGCGGACCGCCACCUUCCCCACCCCAGUCGACUGACGGCGAUCCCACCUCCGACGCUCAUCGGAACGCCUGUGGCAUGCUCCAGUCAGUCUACGGUCACCAUGACGCCUAUGCAGCUUCUGCGUUACAUGGAAACCACCAUGCACCUGGUGAGGUGACAUACGAACACAGAUCACACUCCCAGGACUACAUUUCUUCCUCAUCACAGUAUGUGUCUUCCGGUGAAUAUCCUCGAACUUUGUCGAUGCAGAACCCGAUGGCACCCAAUGGCCUUCAGGUUAACACGCCACCUCCAGCUGCAGAUGAGGCUCUGGUAGCAGACUCAGUGUCACGCUGGAGCUCUCCUCCGACCCAUAAGCAGGUGACAAGAGCAAGGGUUGCCCGGUCACCGAGAGUGCGUCGCAGAAAGAACAAGAAGGAAACGAAGAUCCAACUCAAUGGCCCUCUGAGCGAGAUCACAAAGCAUCUUACCCAUAUCCCGAUUGGAGACAUGGAAUCUUUGGUAAAUCGGCCCAUGGAAGAGCGACACAAGGCUGUGCUCGAGAAGAAUGGAAAGGUCGCCAGGCCGAUGAACUCAUUCAUGCUCUAUCGAUCGGCAUACGCGGCCCGGAUCAAGCAUUUGUUUGGACAGAACAACCAUCAAGUGGUGUCCGAAGCAGCGGGUAACAGCUGGCGGAUGGAACCCCGGGAAAUUCGCGAGAAAUACGAGCUUCUGGCCAGUAUCGAGAAGAGCAACCACCUGAAGGCGCACCCCGGGUACAAAUUCUCACCAUCGAAAGACAAGAAGAAGCGACCUGGGAGCGAAGAUGAACGUCCAUUAGCCAACACGCCUGGCUCCAGUCCUGCUUUGCUCCAAACCCGUGCCAUGAGCUCGUCGGAAGUCGGCAGCAGUGGCUGGGAGAGCCGCGAAAUAACACCUUUCGACUUUGCCGACCAUGGCCUUUUGCCUUCAGAUGGCUAUCUCACUUCAUCCGCCUGGCAUGCAGCCAACCAUGGACGAUCGCACCCUGGCAUGAUACCUUCCUCCGAACCGUCACAUUACCUACAACAGACGAUCCAUGCGGCCCUCAUGCCACACGUGGAAGAUGUCCGGUUCAAGAAAUCUAGCCUGCAUGGAAUCCAAUAUGCUACAUCGUCUACACCGUUGGCCGCCCUUCCUGGUGCUUCGCAUCAUGAUCUUCUUCAGCCGUCCACCUCCAUGCCGAGUGAUGGACAGCUGGACCCCCAACUGUUGACACUGCAGACCGAGCUCCAAAGCCCGAGUCAGCUGUUUGGCGGCUCACACUACCUGUGGCAAGAGUCGCCGACCAACUGCUACCCCCCUGCCACAUCGUCGCUGGCCCCUAAUUCAGUUCAAUAUCCGGCGGGAACCUAUCCACCUGGGUUGCACUCUCUGGAGACCGAUCCAACUCUGGAUGGUCCCAAUGGCGAGUUUGACACCUGGAUCAAUCAGGGCACAGCAUACUAGGGAUUAAUUGAAAAUAGUGACGACGGUGAUGAAAGCCCCUCUAGGGUGUACUUGCUAUCUAAUAUUAGUUCUUGAGGUGGACACUUGUUUAUUUGCAAUUUCUCAGGACGGAGUUUCCAAGGCAUGGGGUUGUCACUCUAAAAGGUGACCUGGCGCUUUAUUUAUUAUUUACCCUAGUCUUGAUUCCACCCCAUCUUGUCUGUUGACUGGGAUCUUCUUUCGGGACUUUGGGUUAUGGCAUGACACGGACGGUUAUGGUAUGGAUAUGGCCUUUUGUUUUGUGGGUGGCAGUUCUGUUGGAACUAUUGUGAUUCUCUCAUGGUAGUUACGGCUUUGAUGCAUUAGAUCAUUUGGACAUUGCAUGAUCACAGGAGGAUACCAUCACAGUCAAUUUAUUUUUCUCUUUUACCAUGUGCUUUCGGUAGCUGCGUGUUCUAGGUUCAUUGAGUUGGAUUUC